AUGAAGUUCAUCGUGACCGGCUGUACCGGUUUUAUCGGAUCCGAAGUCCUCAACCAAUGCCUUCGAAAUCCAUCCAUCACAUCCAUCGUUGCUCUUUCCCGCCGUCUACUCCCAGACACAAUCAGCAAUAACCCCAAGCUCCAAAUCAUAGUCAAGAAAGAUUUCAAUUCCUACUCAGACGACGAUAUCAAAGUCCUUUCUGGAGCGGAUGCCUGCAUAUGGUGCAUGGGGACAACAGCUGGCGACAAGGUUCUUGAAAUCGACUACCCACUUGCAUUCGGCAAUGCAUUUUCCAGAACUUUAGCAGAGUCCCAAAAGAAAUUCCGCUAUCUGCAUCUCAGCGGCGGCAUGACCGAGAGAGACCAAAGCAAACCCCUAUGGUUCGCAGGAAACAUGCGAAAGCUAAAGGGACAAGCAGAAGUGAAUAUGCUCUCAUUCGCAGAAAAGGAAGAGACGGAAGGUUUUUGGGAGACGGUGAUUGUGAAGGCGCCAUUCGUAAUCAAAAAGGAUAUUACAAGUCCUCGAGAUGCGUUUGGUUGGAUGAUGGGGAAUAAGCGCUGCAUACAAGUGGAUGAGUUGGCUGCUGCGAUGAUGGAUGUUGCUGUGAAUGGGUCCAAGGAUAUUACAUUGUCAGAUGCAGAAGCAUUGGUGGCUUUGGGGCGUGCAGCACUUGAGAAGGUGAAGUGA
Molecule: messenger RNA, 687 nt
Organism: Lachnellula hyalina
Lineage: Eukaryota; Fungi; Ascomycota; Leotiomycetes; Helotiales; Lachnaceae
Exons: 3
Coding region: 1-687 (228 amino acids)
Source: RefSeq, a predicted model, not a curated record